Messenger RNA from Papilio polytes (common Mormon), 4606 nucleotides. It is a transcript of the gene inaE, whose product is annotated as sn1-specific diacylglycerol lipase beta. Gene Ontology annotation, biological process: lipid metabolic process. The transcript has 14 exons. NCBI's taxonomy places the organism in Eukaryota, Metazoa, Arthropoda, Insecta, Lepidoptera, Papilionidae. The record is from RefSeq and is a predicted model, not a curated record. The coding region runs from base 449 to 2482 and encodes 677 amino acids.
UUCGCCAGUCUGCCGGAGAGUGCUGAGUCGACAGCGCGCGCGCAUCUACCUGUCACAAGCAACAUCGCUCCACCACAGUCUAGUUUCACCGGCUAUUACUCUCAACCAAGUGCUUUCAUAUAAUUAUCACUGUACAAUAUUAUAGUUAAUAUACAGUACUUUAGUUGAUGGUCCUGUGUCAACUUGUGUACGACUUUCGCGUCAAGUAAACAUUUCGUGAGUUCGGCUUUUCGAAGUUACCGGAGGCUGUUUGCAGUAGCGAAAGCGGUCGAGCGGGCACGCGGCAUCUGUCCGUCUGUGUAGGUGUUCUGCUUGUGUUGUGUUGCAAUGGCAAUAAGUGUUAAAAUGUUGAAAUCUGGUUUGUGAAGCUCUCAGUGAAUGUGCACAUGCCGCUAUUCGAAAACGAGCACACGUGCUUAUGUAAUCCUGAAUUUGUUGAUAGAACAAGAUGCCGGCGCUCCGGCUGCUCGGGCGCAAAUGGCUGGCAGCCUCCGACGACCUCGUGUUCCCGAGCAUCUUCGAGCUUCUGUUCCGCUUUGUAUGGUUGGUACUUAUAGCUCUAGUAGUGGAGGUGCUGAUCCCGAUAUCAUGGCAGUGCUCGAGCGAGGGGUGGUCGGGGGGCGCGUUUGUGCGACUGUACCUGUGCGGGACGUUGGCACUGCAAGCAGCACUCCUUGUCCUGUUGGCCGCACUCGCCCUGCACUCCGCCAAAGGCACCAUCACAGACGUCGACGCAAGGAAGAUGGUCGCCCCUUUGUUAUUAUUAAAAGUUUUAUUGGUGUUGCCAGAAAUAGCAUUAAACGUGAUGGGCACAAUGUGGAUGUUCUGCGAAGUUAUCGAAUGCUCGGUCACGGAUAAAUUUUCAAGUAUUGUUAUACAGAGUAUAGUUCUUUUUAAUUGGGUGCAAUUAGCUCUCACGAUAUUCGGCCUAUUUAUGGUGUUCGAUCCUCUGGGGUCAGUGAACUAUGACGACAUGCAGGACACGCCGAACCAAGCCAGACAUCACAAGAAGGUGACAGGACUGUGGUCUAGAAGGUUCCGAUGGGCGUUCUGUUGGUUGAAAAGAGACGAACACGGAAAAGAGGCUUUUCAACAAGUAGCAGCUCUACUCAGCGCAUUAUUUAGGUCGACUGACCUUGUUCCUUCGGAUGUCGUGGCGGGUUGUGUACUAUUACGAGUUCGACAGAAACGUGAGACAAGAGAAAUGAGACGUAUCCAAAUGUUGAACGACGAGGAACCUAUAUACACUACGGACAUAAAUAAAAUAUUCUCGGAAACUCCGCCCUGGAUGAACCUUGAAGAUGCGCUGCAUUAUUUGAGGCUGUCUAUCGCGGCGUACGGCUGGCCUUAUGUAUUAUAUCGGCAUUGCUUCACCGGAUUCUGCAAACUUGCCAAGCACUUGACCUGCUGUUGCUGUCGGCCAAAGAACUCAAUAGUGACGGACGACAACUGCUGCUUGUGCCACUUCGCUGGCGUCAAGUACAUGUCGAAGCUCUCCGCCGAUGAUAUUAUCUUUGCGUCUUUCAACAAUCGCGUCUUUGAACUUCCAUUCUGCGUGAUAGCGGACCACGAGCGGGAGAGCAUUGUGGUGGCGGUGCGGGGCUCCAUAUCUCUGAGAGAUAUCUUCACAGACUUCACAGCCGGCUCCGAGAAGUUUGAGGCUGAUGGCUUGCCAGAGGAGACAGCCGCCCACAAAGGCAUGUCGAUGGGCGCAGCGAAGAUGUUGAGGCGACUCAUGCCCGUGCUCGACCGCGCCUUCCAACAGUUUCCACAUUACGACCUAGUACUUACAGGUCAUAGUCUAGGAGCUGGCGUAGCAGUAUUAGUAGCGUUAAAACUAAGGCCCAGAUAUCCACAUUUAAAAGUAUUCGCAUUUUCAACACCGGCGGGUCUAAUAAGUCGCGAGGCGGCGCGCUUCACGGAGAGCUUCGUGCUGACGAUAGGCGUAGGCGACGACCUCGUGAUGAGGCUCAGCGUGCACAGCAUUGAAAACCUGCGCACCAAGGUCAUACAGACCAUACACGCCACUAAACUGCCCAAGUACCGUAUAAUGCUGAACGGGUUCGGGUACGCGCUGUUCGGCGUGCCGGCGCGCGACCUGGAGUCGACGUGGCGGCGGCCGGAGGAGCUGGAAGCACACGCGGCGGACGACAGCGACGCGCUGCUGGCGCAGGGCGUCUCCACCGUGAGUGCUGAGGCGGCGCUAGUGUCGCGGAAUGUGUUCGCGCGCCGCUUCUCGUCAGCGCGGCUGUUCACCGCUGGUCGUAUCCUGCAUAUCGUCAGACGAAAGCGCAUGGGCAUUGAGAAGAAGGUGCGUACUCAGGAGCCUACGUACGAGAUGCGUUGGGCAUGCGCGGAGGACUUCAUGGAGCUGCAAGUAAUGCCGCGGAUGCUGCUGGACCACCUCCCGGAGAACGUGCACCGCACCAUGCAGACAGUACUCGACGAGCGACACUCCUACAGGGUCACGCACGUCGUCUAAUUCUCCUUACAACUUAGUUAAGUAAACUGUAGUUAAAACCUCAAUCUGCGAUUAAUGUUUCACAAAUUAAUCGACUAUUUUAAAAGAACGAGAAAUCUCUGUAUUUUUGUAAUUAGAGCUGAUUCAUGACAGUCUAAACUGGUUGACAUUUUAUGAAUCUUUUUGUAAAUAAUCUGAUAUUAAUUUGUAUUGUAAAUAUCUAAGUAACGACCUUCCUAUAGGAUUUGACAUUCAUAGAUAUAAGUGAUGUACAAAGACUGUGAUGAAGCUAAGAAUGAGAAUAUUAAUGAGAAAUGUUAAAUAAGUGAAAUGUUUAUGGAUGUUUGAUAAAACUUUAUAUAGUCUGUGGUUUUGAAUCUGUGUAAAUAUAAGAUAAGUUGACGAAAACGUUGGCGUUUCAGAGGAACCGUGACGGCCUUUUAGUUUAAUUUACAAUGUGAUGAUAAUUUUUUAAUUACGACAUGCUUUUCUGUUCAACAAUUCAUCAAAUGAAAGGCACUCAUUAACUAUAUCUGCACCAGUACGCUUUUUGGUCCUCGCCUAUUCAUCUAACCAUAUAUUUAUCUCUAUUUUCUCAAAGAGAAUAAAAGGGAUGAAUCUUAUGAUAGAAGAAAAGGCAAGAUUAACUAAAGCGUAGUGUUGACUUAGCUGUUAACUAAUUAUUUUGCUCAAUAAAAAAGCAAUUUACGUAUCAUGACCGUUUUUAAGAAUCUUGCAAUAUUAAGUAUUGUAAAAUACUGUUAAGUACAAUAACUAGUGUAGAAUAGGAUACCGCGUUACCGGAGUCAAUUAUAUAGGAAAUACAAAUUAUAGGUUAUAACGAUAUCUAUUUUCAGUCCUAGAAACAAGAUGUAAUAAAAUAAUAUUAUAGUAGAAUUAUAAACUUGCCGUGUGUCCAAAUAUUUAGAGAAAAAUAAAAAUGUAUGCGAUUACUUAUAAACUCAAAUUAUAUAAAUUUUACACACGCUUGAAACAGAAAGAUUUUUUCUUGUAUAGCUCUUUCACGUUAUUUCAUGCAUAUAGCUAUACUAAUACGAGACUACUGAGUUAAUUAAAUAAUGAGUAUAUGAGAAUUAAUUUGCAAUAAAAUUGAUGAUCUGUACUCAAGUGUGAAGCAAAUCAGUGAAGCGGCUCACAGCUCAGCUUAAUUUGUACCUGCAUUAUAGAUCGUGUUAGCGUUAGUGAGUUGACAAUUUAGUCGUUGAACGGAUCAAUUUUUUUGAUCUGAAUGUUUGAGCCGGCUCAGAGCUAUUUCACUCACGUAGUUUUCACUAUACUUCGAUAUUGGACACACGGAUUCUGUACAUUUAAAUCUCGGGAACAAUAAGCUAAAUUACUAAUUACUUUACCAUUUUAAUGACAUUUUAACAGUAAUAUGCUAAAAAAUGUUUUAUAUAUUUAUUCCAAUAUUAUCUAUUGUAAGAAAUUUUAAAAUAGCAUUUACCUUAAAUUAGGUAAUGAACAUUCCAAGUUAUUUUCGUCCUAACCUCAGUUUAGUGUGAGUUUGAUAUGGUGCCUUGUUUGUAUUUUUGAACGUAUUACGUUAUUUUACUAUUUUUGUUAUUGAUAUUUAUUAAACCUAAGUAGAGUAGUCACAAAAUAUUAGGUCAGUUUUGACAUAAGUGUAUAUGUUAAUGUUCGUUAUUGUUUUGAUACCAAAAGGUACAAUAAAAAUGUAAAGUUUGUAUCCAAGUUUAUAUUCCAAGUACACUUUAUAACUUUUAAUGUAGCUGUAGCCAUAAAUUAUUUAGUUUAGAUGUCAAAAUAGACCUGAAAUAUUGUGAAAACUCUAACUUUGGGUUUUUUAAACUUAUAAAGCCUAAAAAUCUUGAGGGUGUUUUUAUUUUUAAAUUAUUUAUUGACUUUUUGUUAAAUUUUUAAAUCAUGAAAAAUAUAUUAUUGUAUAAAAAACUACGUAGUUUGUAUCCAGUAUUUUGUAAACUAUGAAACUGGUACUUAAUUUCUAUGAAAAAUAUUUUCGUAAAGGAAAAAAAUUCGUUCGAGUAUUUGAAGAACUGAGGUUCUUUUUACUUGUACCCUAAAUUAGGGCUUUAUAAUCUCUAUGUAUGAUAACCAAUGUCCUGUGUUGGGUUUAUGUUAAUUUAUAUUAAAAUUGCAUUUUAA